Molecule: messenger RNA, 2043 nt
Organism: Cydia amplana
Lineage: Eukaryota; Metazoa; Arthropoda; Insecta; Lepidoptera; Tortricidae
Gene: nAChRa3
Product: acetylcholine receptor subunit alpha-like
Exons: 10
Coding region: 231-1886 (551 amino acids)
Biological process (GO): signal transduction; monoatomic ion transmembrane transport; regulation of membrane potential
Cellular component (GO): plasma membrane; postsynaptic membrane; synapse
Molecular function (GO): acetylcholine-gated monoatomic cation-selective channel activity; transmembrane signaling receptor activity
Source: RefSeq, a predicted model, not a curated record
GGCGGGCGGCAGUCGUCGGCGCGCCCUCGCUGUUCGCGCGCGUACCAUGCCGUUGUGACCCGCGCCCGCCCGACCCGACCGCGAUACCACCACGACACUGUGCCCCGUCAGCAACUAGUGACCAUUCUAACGUGAUCGCACCAUGAAUUGAAGCUUUGGAAUUGCAGGCAAGGACGUCCCACGGGCUCGCGGCGUGCGCGGCGAUGCGCUGACGCCAUGCGCGCGCCGCCAUGCGCCCCCGCGCCCCCCGCGCCGCGCCCGCCUGCCCCCUGCUGCUGCUGGCGCUGCUGCUGGCCGGUGAGUGCUGCGCCGGCAACCCCGACGCCAAGCGGCUGUACGACGACCUGCUCAGCAACUACAACAAGCUGGUGCGGCCCGUGCUCAACGUGAGCGACGCGCUCGCCGUGCGCAUCAAGCUCAAGCUCAGCCAGCUGAUCGACGUGAACCUCAAAAAUCAAAUCAUGACAACCAAUCUUUGGGUGGAGCAGAGCUGGUACGACUACAAGCUGUCGUGGGAGCCGCGCGAGUACGGCGGCGUGGAGAUGCUGCACGUGCCCUCCGACCACAUCUGGCGGCCCGACAUCGUGCUCUACAACAACGCCGACGGGAACUUCGAGGUGACGCUGGCGACGAAGGCGACUCUGAACUACACGGGCCGCGUGGAGUGGCGCCCGCCCGCCAUCUACAAGUCCUCCUGCGAGAUCGACGUCGAGUACUUCCCCUUCGACCAGCAGACCUGCGUCAUGAAGUUUGGUUCCUGGACUUACGAUGGGUUCCAGGUGGACCUGCGGCACAUCGACGAGGCGCGCGGCACCAACGUGGUGGAGCUCGGCGUCGACCUCUCCGAGUUCUACACCUCGGUGGAGUGGGACAUACUGGAGGUGCCGGCCGUGAGGUACGACCGCACCUAUCACAGCGUAGUGCGGUCCUCCCUCUCUCCCCGCGCUAAUCCCCCGUCCUGUUGCAGGAACGAGAAGUUCUACACGUGCUGCGACGAGCCCUACCUCGACAUCACGUUCAACAUCACGAUGCGGCGCAAGACGCUGUUCUACACCGUGAACCUGAUCAUCCCGUGCAUGGGCAUCUCCUUCCUGACCGUGCUGGUGUUCUACCUGCCCUCGGACAGCGGCGAGAAGGUGUCGCUGUCCAUCUCCAUCCUGCUCUCGCUCACCGUGUUCUUCUUGCUACUGGCCGAGAUUAUUCCUCCGACGUCGCUCGUGGUUCCGCUGCUGGGCAAGUUUGUACUCUUCACCAUGAUAUUGGAUACGUUCAGCAUAUGCGUGACGGUGGUGGUGCUGAACGUGCACUUCCGGUCGCCGCAGACGCACACGAUGGCACCGUGGGUGCGCCGCGUGUUCAUCCACGUGCUGCCGCGGCUGCUGGUCAUGCGGCGCCCGCACUACCGUCCGGACCCGCACCGUAGCCGCUUUGCCGGGCUGGCGACGGCAGCGGAGACGGUGCAGUGGGAGCACGAGGCGGGGUGGUGCGGGGUCGAGGGCGCGGCGGCGGGGGCGGGGAUGCCGCCCGCACCGGUGCCGCCGCCCGCGGCCGCGUGCCGCCUGCACGACGCACCCGCGCUCUGCGACGCGCUGCGCCGCUGGCACCGCUGCCCCGAGCUGCACAAGGCCAUCGACGGCAUCAACUACAUCGCCGACCAGACGCGCAAGGACGAGGAGGCCACGAGGGUGAAGGAGGACUGGAAGUACGUGGCCAUGGUGCUGGACCGGCUGUUCCUGUGGAUCUUCACGCUGGCGGUGCUGGUGGGGUCGGCAGGCAUCAUCCUGCAGGCGCCGACGCUGUACGACGAGCGCGCGCCCAUCGACGUGCGCCUCUCCGAGAUCGCGUACGCCACCGCCAAGCCGCGCCCGCCGCCGCCGCCGCGGUAGGCGUCCGCGGACUCAACGGACAGAGACAGUCUCUCCGCUAUCCCCAUCUCUUUGUACAUAAUAAAAUAAUUAUAUUAGUUUAUACGACGAAAUAACGUGAUCGAAAAUGAGUCGAAUUUCUUUUGAUAGAGACAAAAUAAAUCGAUUGUUUAUAAAA